This is a messenger RNA of Naegleria lovaniensis, 954 nucleotides long. RefSeq lists its product as uncharacterized. NCBI's taxonomy places the organism in Eukaryota, Heterolobosea, Eutetramitea, Acrasida, Naegleriidae. The record is from RefSeq and is a predicted model, not a curated record. Bases 1 to 954 code for a protein of 317 amino acids. The transcript has a single exon.
AUGAACGAAAAUGACGAAGCAAGAAACCAAAGAAUUGCUUCCGAGUUGAAUAUGAAAGCCUUGCAUCGGCUGGUUUACAAAUACAACAGCAAUUAUAGUAUGAAUAGAAAACAGCAGAGUAACGAUGAUGAUCAUCAUCAAUUAUCUACAUCUACUGAAGAACAAAAUUUUCAUCAUCGGAAGGAGGAAACAAAAGAUGAUCAUCCUCAACAAGAAACGGAUAUUCAUGGUUCACUUCCAACAAUAACAACAACUUCUCAACCAUCCAUGAAUAUUCAUCACUCAACAGCCUCCUCAUCACCAGAAGAAGAAACAACAACAAACCACACCUCCAUACCAUCAUCAUCAUCCACACUUUUCCAUUCAGUCCAUUGGUUGUGCCAAGUUCUCUCCGAGCAAGUUUUCACCCAGCGUGUCAUGAAAGUAUUGAAAUCACUUUCCAUAGGUUCCGUGUUGGGAUUUGUUGUUUUAAACAUGUUGGAAUGGUGUUUCUCUUACCGCAGCAAUCGUGUUCAUCAUCAUUCUUUGAAUACUUCUCGGAGAGGUAUUAAUAUUCAAUCAUCCUCUCCCUUCCAACAACUUGAACAAUUACGAGAGCAUUCAUUGUACAAGUCGCCACAAUCGUCGUUGCAUCAUAGUGAUCCAAUGCCUCGUUCUCAAAAGGGUCGCUUUUAUUUACAUGAAUUGUCAACAUCUAUGGAUGAUGAGCAGCCUUUAUCAUCCUCUCGUGAUAGUGUGGUUGGUAACUUGACAUCUCCCAACUCAGAAGGUCCUCUCUUUGUACCAUUGGCUCGUAUUGAAAAAUUCCAACAGUUACAACGAGAACACAAGAUGGCACCUGACACUCGUCGGCAACAACAAGUGGAAUUGGAUCAAGAUUUACAGAAUAAUGCGCUGUAUGGCCAAAUGGUUCAAUUGGAAAGCUAUAGAAAGAGUACCAUCUUUGGUGAGUGA